GCCGAGGACGACGACGCCGGCGCCUUCUCGCACCUGGACGGCAGCGGGCGCGCGCGCAUGGUGGACGUGGGCGCCAAGCCGGUGACGGCGCGCGCGGCCGCGGCCGAGUGCGAGCUGCGCGUGGGCGGGCGCCUGCUGCGCCUGCUGCGGGACGCGCGCCUGCCGAAGGGCGACGCGCUGACCGUGGCGCAGCUGGCGGGCGCGCUGGGCGCCAAGCGCACGGCCGACCUCAUCCCGCUGUGCCACCCGCUGGCGCUGGACGUGGUGCGCGUGCGCGUGGAGCUGCCGCGCGGGGACUGCGCGGCGGGCGGCGCGCUGCGCGUGCGCUGCGAGGCGCGCGCCACGGGCCGCACGGGCGUGGAGAUGGAGGCGCUGACGGGCUGCGCCGUGGCGGCGCUGGCGCUGUACGACAUGUGCAAGUCCGUGGACCGCUCCAUGCGCAUCUCGGAGCUGCGCGUGGUGCACAAGUCGGGCGGCCGCAGCGACGGCGCGGUGUCGCCGGCGCCGCCGCCGCUGCGCGCCCCGGACCGGUCCCCGCUGGGCGAGGGCGAGACCUACGCGCCCACUAACGUCAUGCACUUUUGAACAGUAGCUUGGAGUCGCACGCUGGGAUCCUUCGUUAAAUUUAGCAUUCGGAAACUGCUGUUAUCACUAUUGUUUAAAAACAAAUAUUGACUCGGUCUAUGAUACGCUGCCAUAAUAGUAUUAGACAGGUACUUACAUACAUUGUAGGUACUGCGUAUAUAGAUAAACUAACAAUGUUUUGUUUUUUGAUAAUAUGCAAUAUUAAAUUUCGACAAAACUGUUGCCCUCUAGUGACGACGAUUAGGUCAUUAAUCGGAGCUUAGACCGACCGCGUCAACAUUCCGUCAGCUACAUUGACACCGACUCGCUGCGCUCCCUGAGCAAUUUUAUUCUAAAACCAAGCAAAACUCCAUUAUAAAAACGAUUGUUCAAAUACAUUCCACAGUGUGUACCAUUUUACUUUUUUACUUAUUGUAAAUCGUUUCUAAAAGAAAACAAGAAGCUGUGAAUUUAGUUGCGAGUUCUCUUGACUAGUUUUAUGUCCAGGCAUAAAUAUUUAAUCUCGUAUAAUUAUUGUGAUACAUUGAAGUAAGGAUGUGUGUGAUAUUUCACCGAUCGAUCAGACUGUUCAUAAUAUCAUUGCGGCAAGUUGGCAUAAUGACGAAGACUGGUCAACGUCAACAUUGGUCUAAAGUUUUUGUAAUGACCCGGCGUGAAUGAAAUUAGUUUCGGUUUAUGUUUACACGUAUACAUAGGUACUAUUUAAUUUUUAUGUCGAUGGCUUAGCCAGCCAGGACAGAACAUGUAACAUAUUUUAUAUAUGAAAGUAACAAUGUAAAUGUAAGACACGGCUCUUUCACAGGUCACAACCAUAAUUUUGGGUAAUUGACGACCAUCUAGGAAAAUAUUCUAAAAAUGUGAAAUUCUUUUCCGCCAUCAUUUUCGUUCCCCGGCUCUGGGUCGACCUAGUAUGACUAGGGAAUGCUAAUCUUACGAGAUUGGGGCUCAAGCGAGAUCUCAAAAUUGGCAGUUUUGUUGCAAAUAAUCAUAAUAUUUGAAUAAAUUUGAAAGAAGUAAUAAGAUUGUAAGAUAAACAUUUCACACAUCGACUCGAAAAUUCUGCCUGAUGUUACGUGGACGACUUUGGAGGUGGAAACUAUUUUUUUUAUUCAAUUGUUAAAAGUACUAUAGGUACUCCUACUUUGUCAAAUGUAACAAUCAAACAACAAUUGAAAGAAAAAGCUAGUCUUCUCUUCAAUUUACAUUAACAUAACCUAAAUCCUUUUAGUAAAGCAAUCUCGCGAGAUUUGAGAGAGAAAUUGCAUUAUGUACCUAUAUAAGUAUGACUAGUACCACGGCGUGACCAGUCUCCUUCAUUGAGUAGGUACACUACAUGCAGCUGACUGGGAGCUGGAAUUAUAACAUGACCUUGUAAGGAGCUGUUUAUAGUGUAGAUUAUUUGCAACAUAUUUGUGUAUUGGUGUAACACUAAACUUAUUAGGUACUUUUUUAUAUUUUAUGACAUUGUUUUUGUAUAUUUAAUAUUGUAUAUAUUUUUUUACUGCCUCGUCGGUCGAUUGGUCGCAAGUGCGAUUCCCGGGCAAAGUGGUACUGGGCUUUUUCGGAUUAUCGAAAAUUUCUCAGUGGUAGCACGGAGUCUAGAAUUGUGCCCAAUAUGCCAUAUACCUAAUAGGCUCUAUUAUACAUGGGACUUAUAAUAAAAAUUGUGAAAAGUGUGUGUACAUUGUAUAGCAGGAUAGCGUGCCGUAAUGUGCACCUCUGCCUAUCCCUUUGGGGAUAAAAGGCGUUAUUUAUAUUUUUUGCAUGUUCGAUAAAUAACACCAGGCAAAUAAUUAUAUGAAUCUGAAAGAUUAAUCUAAUUAUUUUAUGACAAUAAGUAAUUUUAAUAAUUAAGUAUAAUUAUAACAUUUAAUAUACCUUUGUGCAAGAAGAAAGUACUUAUUACUGUGGUGAAUAAAUAACAAUGAAGUAGGGACAGUAGUCAUAGACUGUGUUAUGUGUCCAUAGGACAUAUUGUGGAAUUAAGUUAAAAGCUGUAAGCUAUAAUAUUGACAUGUUACAUAAUUAUUCAUAUUUGUAUAUUAUCAAUAUUUUUUUAUUAAAUACUAUUAUUUAAAAAUAUUUAAA
Molecule: messenger RNA, 2673 nt
Organism: Spodoptera frugiperda (fall armyworm)
Lineage: Eukaryota; Metazoa; Arthropoda; Insecta; Lepidoptera; Noctuidae
Product: cyclic pyranopterin monophosphate synthase-like
Exons: 1
Coding region: 58-585 (175 amino acids)
Biological process (GO): Mo-molybdopterin cofactor biosynthetic process
Source: RefSeq, a predicted model, not a curated record